GUUCAACUCUUCUCCUGAAUGACUAGCUUUCCGCGUAGCACUUGAUCGUUACUUUAAGUACUAGAAGUUCUCUACAUCUAACAAAUCUUUGCAGGUGAUAAAUAAUCCCAAACAAGUGGUAGAAAGCUACGCAAACAUAAAUUCGGAUUUGUAUCUUGCGGCGCUUUUGGAGUUUGUGGGGUGUAAAGGCAGGUUACGGUGCAGUUCAUUCAUUCAGUGGUGAUUGGUGAAGCAUUCUUUCUUACCAAUGAGGUUUUGUUGUUGGACGUCUUUGGCUGUCGUUUUGGCGGUAUUUCUUGGAUUUUAUGAGGUAAGUUUGCAUUUUUGUGAGAGUGAUUUUGCUAAAUUAGCUCUCUUCUUUCUCAUCAACUGUCCUUGAAUUUGCAUUAAUGGUCCUCGAGUUAAGGAAUUUGCUGGAGAGCUAGUUUCAUAUGGCUUAAAAACCUGCAUCACUCGAAAUUCUCAGCCGAUAGCUCCUCGAUUUCAUCUUCGUCGGUUUUAUUUGCGUUUCCUGUAUAAUUCUCAUAAAAUUUUUCCUCGAAGGCGUAUACUAUUGUCGUUGUUAGUUGUUAGAGGCAAGUUAUGUCGAAACAAUUUUCUUUCAAUUACGCAAAUAAUAAUGCAGCCUUAUAGUCAUUAAGCAUUUGUAUGACCUUUGAUACAGAUAAAACAAUGUAAUAACCUCGAAUACUCUCGAUAUUUUGUACCUAAAAUCUGUUAUAUUGCAUUUGUUCUUCGGAUGCGUCAGCAAAUUUCCACUAACAUGUUUUGUUUGUAGUCAAUUCUGAAUCGACGUGAGUAUGUGAUCGAUAAAAUUGUUUGCUUCGAAUACGCAUUUUCAAGUGACUUUUACGUAAGUCGAAGUGCUGUCAAAGUUGCAACAUUGUGAAAGUAAACAGAAGACGUUGUUUCACUCGAAAGUGUAAUAUAAGAUUUGGACAAUAAAGCAACUUGUCAUUAAAAGAUCGGGGCUGUGAUUGAUACACGCGUCUGAGCAGUUAAAGGUCAUCUCGAAGGAAAUGCGUUUUUUUUUGUAUGACGCAAACCCCUCAUACUAAGGAUAAAGCACUUGUUUGGAAUAUCGUAUUUGUUUUUUAUUUUUGGGGGGCAAAAGAUUGCAGAUAAAAAGUGGAAAAGGUGACUUUUUUUCAUCGGAAGUUAAAUAUUUAUCUGAAUGGUUGCAUAGCCAAACCAUUUAAAUGCCAUGUAGAACUAAAAGGCUGUGAGGGAAGUUAAUUGUUAUUUUUAUGGUUGUAAGAAAUUUCCUGUUUCUCUAAGGUUCACAGUGUGCACUAUUUUUCAAUAGGACCUUGUGUCUAAGGACAGUUUCCGAUUACAAAGUGUCCAGUUACAAAUGUGCAUGCCAUGUUUAGUGCUCACAGUCUGAAGCAGCCAACCUUAAAUUGACCCAAUGUGCUUUAGUCUUUUAAGUCUGUUAUGUGACUGCUGAAGGUAGCUAAUCCUAUGGAGGCGACGAGAAGAGUAAUAUUUACGAUGAUACUGAUCCUAAUGAUUUUUCUCAGCAAGUCUCCUUUGGACUAUUGAUGUUAUUCCUCAUGUAAACCAUUUCAGAAGUUUGCUACGCAAACAAUAGUUUUAUGAUGUCAACGUUUGUGAUGUUUAUAAUCAGUCAGCAGUAGAACAUUUUAAAUCAAGCGUAGUCCAUUAUGGUCUUUGUAAUUGAAUUGCAAGAAGUUGGAUUACUCUCCUGCAUCAAAGAAAUCUAAAUAUUGGAACCACCAGUAUAUCACCUAGUAUAUGAACUAGUUGUGAAAACAACAAAUUGUGAUCUUUUAUAAUUUAUUUUGAUUGCAUGUUAUUCCCUCAUUUCAAACUAGUUUGUGGUUAAUGUAGAUCAGUGAAACGGAAAUACUUAUAAAUUAUUUACCGCACCACCACACCACUGCAAAGUGGUUUGUGUAUGUUCUAGGAAAGUUAGAUCAUGUAAUAUUAUGUGACAUAGAGCAAUCUAUCAGACGAUCAAUUUAGGUUAAUUUUCUGAUGUGUUUACAAUGGGCUUUUUUCAAGUACCAUAAUUGAUGGCUUUUUUUUAGGGUAAGGUAUAUUUAGUGGAUACUGAUCUCAAGAUCAGUGUGAUAAAAUCAUAGAAAAGUAAAAGGUGCAGUAUAUCAGGUUUAUGACUUCUGACUGUUAAUGGUAUACUCUACCACUGCCUUGACAAAGAUUUUUUUUUUGUAGCUUAACCCUUUACAUCCUAAAAUCAGUAUAGAUAUUCUCAAUACUGUUCUCUAUUUAUUUUCUAAGGUGCUGACAAGGAGAAUUUAUGUAACAAUCAUGAACCACACCAUAAUUAAAUGGAAAAAAGUACUAAUAGAUGAUUUUUAAUCAAGUAUGAAUUUUAAACACACUUUGUACCAAGGUAGACUUUUCAGCUUGUUGUUUUGGGUGUGUUCUAAUCAGUUGUUUUGUCUCAUUUUUAUUGCAGAAUGUUUGUGCAAAGGGAACUUUAUCUAUUCAGUUGCUAGAUUACAAUAAUCCCCGUUCAAAAGAUUACAAUGGAGAUUGCUGUGACUGUUGCAGUUUUUUCGGGUCGUGCCCAAAUGAUUGUGAAAACUUUUUUAAGCUGACUGUUACCAAAUAUCCGUACACAGUCUUCACUGCUCUCUCACCGUGGGUUCGAUGGGAGACUUACAUCAUGGGAGAUGACAGUUUUUCUUUUCCUGGAUUUGGUGACACUGUUGGUAAUGGUCUUACAAACCCCUUGAUAUAUCAUUUCAAUCAAAGAUGGCCGGUAAGGCUUGUAUGCUUUCUUUUCAUCAGAGAUUAUUAUGAAUUGCAGUUAUUGUGGAAUCUUGCUAACACAAACUGUGAACGUCAAAAAAUAUAGAGUAAGUGUCGCAUUAUGGCAAGUUUAAGUAAGCUGAUGGUGAUACUUUUUGAAAAAUGAAACAUCUGAAAAGUGAUUGAUUCUAUCGUGGUAGAGACUGGCUUCACGGUUAAGUAAGUAAGGAGUUCCACAAGGCAAAUGAGUUAAAUAAGGCUUUAUCAUGAUGAUUACCAUAUGAUAAAUGUCAGUGUCAUUACUCAAGUAGACAUCAUCUAACCUAAGAAUGGCUACAAAGGACUUGCAUUUAUGUAGUGUAAAAAGUAACUCAUUGCUAAUUAAAAUAUGUUUUGGAAAGUUGAGAGGAAGGUAGUGAAUUUUUAACUUUAAGUUGGUUAUGUAGCAAGGUGUGACAAAAUGUGACAAGCAAUUUUAGAUAACAUUUGAUUAUGUAAUUAUAAUUGGAAAUGUGAUCUUUGUGUGAUCCAUUGUUGUUAAAGUAAGUGUGAAAACAUUCUAUUGCGUGUCGCAUGGGAUGUCAGAUAUAAUUCGUGCUUUCCGCAGGAACGCCUAGUUCCGCAGGAUUUGUGUGAGUAUUCAACAGUAUCUGUGGAAUUGUGGUUAUGUCGUGAUGAAGUUGUUUAUCCCAACAGAAACUCCAUUUAUCCUUUGUAAUAUAAAUCAAGAAUUAGUUAGCAACCAUUAUGUAUCUAAGAAAAUUGAUUUAAGGAAUAAAGUAGAUUCAGUUGAUUGUACAGUAGUUGCGUGUGCCUCUCUUGGAGAGUGUGCCCCAAUGAGCCAAAGGUUGACCCAAGCUUCACAACAGUGCAACUCUAACUGACAACUCAACUGUGGUUUUACUACAGUUAGUUUGAACUCUUAAAAUAAUGAUUGCUUUGCAUGUUUAUAUCUUCAGGGUGCAUUUUCUAUUGCUCUGGAUGUGUGGGACUCAGAUUCUGGCAAUUUUCUUGGUAUUGGAUCUGCAGAUGAUCUUAUUGAUGUUAUUCAAUCUGACAUUUCUACUGCACCAGCGCAGAAAGAUUUACAAAGUUCUGUAGCUAAAACAAUUACGGUAAGAAGAAAUGUUUCCAUUUUGAUCUAUUAAUUCUUUCACUCUCAGCUGUGACUGAAAAAGGAAUUUCUCCUUACAAUGCAUGUGAAACCAUAAACGUCCAUGUAUAAGCCACAUCCGUAGAUAAGCCACACCCCUGAUUACCAACCUGAGAAGCUCUUGAUAGAUGAACAAAUUCUCCUUGUCAGCACUGUAGGAGAUGUAUAGAGAACAGUAUAGAGAAUGUUGAUACCUAUGUAAGGGUGCAAAGGGUAAAAAACACAUUCUCAGAGCUGAAAUUAUAAAAAGUGUAUUUUAUAUGGUGUAGAGAAUUGGAUAUGCGCAUCUCGAGAGUGAAAGGGUUAAGAAAUUUGCAGAAGCAGUAAAAUAGUGUUAAGUACUGGUAACAGAAGAAUAUUAUCCAUGUCUGAAUAAUAAUUUGUUUGGUUUCAUUAAUUGAAUUGAUAACGUGACCACUCUAUCAAGUUUCAAAGCUAAUGUUUUGAGUUUUAGCCUUUCAUCAGAGUGGAUAGUUUUCGUUUUUCACAUUAUUAACUAAAUUGAUUAAAUCAAAUUAUCUCGUAAUACCUUCCACCAGUGCAGCACUACUGUUUCCCUAGAAACUUACCCUCUUUAUGGAUAAAAGAUAACUCAGGUCAUGUAAAUUUCUGCAAAGGGAUUUCUGCUCAGCAGCCAGAGAAUUAUCUUAUCUUCAGUGCCUAGAGGAAUCCUUGAAGAAGCAAGUACAAAAAAAUAGAAGUUUUGGAAAUGAAAAAAGUUAAACUGCAGUGAUAGUUGCCUGCAGUAUUUUUUAGGGGGUACUGACUUGAAAGACCUAUUUGAUAUGCAAUGGUUUUCUUUUCAAAGAAGUCAUUUCUGAUUUGGGACAAGUUCUGAUUAUUUCCCUAUUUAAAAUUGUCAAUGGUGCUGACGUUUCAGGGGUGUGUUGUUCAAAUUGAAGGCUUGUGGCAAAUCAGCAGUUUUUUGUUUGGUGAUGAAUUCUUGAUUUCUUCAUUUGUGUAAUGUUCUGAUCAUCAGCUGACAGGCAAGAGGUCAAGCACAAGAAUUUUGGUCCGCAUUUACUGUGAUGCUAAUUAUUAUGGAACAGACUGUAAUACAUAUUGUGUUGGGCGGGAUGAUAGCAGCGGCCACUACAAGUGUGAUGGCCAAACUGGUAACAAGGUCUGCUUAUCAGGCUGGAGAGGAAGUAACUGUCUGAUACGUAAGUAGGGACUUAACAUUUGGAGCCCUAAGUCAGAGUGACUGGCAUCUAAUUUCUCCAUACGAUAUCACUCCUGAGUCACACAGUAAGGUUGCAAGAAUAAAGGAAAUGAUCCUUAACAAGAGAAGCUCUUGAUUGUUAGACAAAUUCUCCUUCUCAGCACCUUAGGAAAUGUAUAGAGAACAGUAUGGAGAAUAUGCAUACUGAUCUUAAGGUGUAAAGGGUUAAGGAAAACCAAGACGGUGAUAUCAACAAGAACAUAGCAAAACAGAAGAUUUCAUGGGCAGAACAGCUCAGCAUGUGUGCUCAGCAUUGAAAUCCUUUAAGCAAGAGUUGUUUCUGUACUAAUUAAGGAUGAAAGCUACUUGCCAAAAUGUGGUUACUAAUUUUGAGAACCAAGAGAAACCUGAAAUAUCACCAGUAACACCCCCAAGGAAUAUAGUACUGGAAGCCUUUUCUUUUUGACCAAGUUUAUUUUUUCCUGUAAAUGGUGCUUGAUACUUUUAUUCAAGUUAGAAUCAGUUUUAACUCUCUGAUCUUCUCCUCAGCGAUAUGUUCCCAUGGGUGUGACCCAAAUCAUGGUUCUUGUACAAAACCCAAUACUUGCAAGUAAGUAAUUAAGUGAGACCUUAGUCAUCACACCUUCAUAGCUGUGUCUUCAGGGCAGAAUUUGUAUCUUCUGUGAUGUUUUAAUUUUGUAUCUCCUCUUUUGAAAUAUUAUUUAUGCAAUGAAUUUCAACUGUUGCAUUAAAAGUCAGAGACUCUCACAACCCAUGCAAAAGGUAAAAUUGAAAGAACUGAUUUCUAUGAAAAGAAAUGUAGCACAGAACAAAUGUUUUUCUUAGUUAUAGCAGUAUGACUACAUUUGGCUUGGCGAAAAAGAUGACCAAACUAGCCUUUUUGUGAUAAAAGAGCCAAGAUUGUUUUUAUACAAUAGGUCUUGGUAACCAAUAUGGUUGCAUUUUUGAAGGAGGAUGGACACCUCAAUAAGACCUUUGGACAGAAAGUGUAUCUUGGCAUAUUUUUUGUACCAUUUUUGUAUGAUUUUUUUAAAGUUAACCAUGUAUAAUUCUUUUCUGUUCUAUUUGUAAUGAGUUAGUGAAUUGUCAGUGAAGAUAGAAUGAUAUCAAAAAAUUGUAAUAUUACUGUACUAAGGUUAUACUGUUGUUUCUCUCCAUUUUAGCUGUGAAGAUGGUUGGCAGGGUGCUCGUUGUGCAACAUGUGUAAAGAAACCAGGAUGUACUGGUUAGUGAAGGAACAUAAUCUGCCAUUUAUGAAAAUGCGUAUUAAUGAUGUAAUGAUGCAUUCCUCACUUGUCUGACACUAUUAUUGACACUGUGACCCUGAUGGAUGUCAUGAUAAUGUCAAUGAAUACAACAUAAUGGCAUUAAUCACAGCAAAAUGAUGUGACAUGGAACCUAGUGAUCAGUUUUUAUUCCCUGAGCAAUAUGCCAUAUUAUUCAUUAUCACCUAUUGUGCAGUCGCAUCAUAGCAUUUUGUUAUGAUCAUUCUUAUCACUAAUAUUAAAUUCUUGACACCAUGAUGGGGAUAAUGGAAAUGAUGAUGGCAAUUAAAGAUAUGCAGGGUGCAUGUCGGGUGCUUGCUUGCUUUUUUAAUAUUCAAGGAUUACAAGCCCUACACAUAUCUUGUGGCAUUGUUCAUUAUCUGCACCAAGCUUUGUUUUGAGCAUUUAGGCUGCUUAGAAAAGGAUUACUUUUCAUCUUAACUUGUGUGUGGAUUUUCAAGAAACAGUUUUUAAUUAUUGCUGAUUAUCUUUGUCACCAAAUAAAUGUGAUGGCCUUCUUGGGUUCAAAAACUUCUUGACCCUUAUAACUCUAGAUCUAAACAAUGACUAUCUCCUACAAUGUUUUAUAAAAGGUACUGGUUGAAAUAAGAUGGAGAGCUAUUAUAGUACUGUUACUGUAUAUUUUGUGAAAGUUUUGGAUUCAGUGAGAUAAUGUAAACUACACAUUUUUAAAAGUGUGAAGGGGAAACCACCCCCCUGUUGUUUCCUUUGCUUCUGGGUUGUGUCUGACCCUUCAAUUUACCUUCACUGUUUAUUGGUUGACAGCUAAUGGCUUCUGUGUAAAUGGGAAUGACUGUGUUUGUAGUCCAGAUUGGACAGGGCCUGACUGUGGACAAGGUAUGAUUGAUGAAACUUGGGUUUAUUUUUUUUUUGAAGAGUUUGUGUGACUAAAUGUGCCUUUUUAUUAUUUUAGUUAGAAAGAGCCUCAUUUGACUUUUUCUUUAAGCACAAAAACAUCCUAUAAAUACUUCUUGUCUUUCCAAUUUCCCGUGAUUUACAGUUAGUAAGUUGCAUGAAACUCAAUGAUAAACUGAUCCUGUGACUUCUGUGAUGUGUUUGUGUGUUUUUAUAAUUUAUAUGAUAUUUUAAAAUAUGGCUGACAACCAUGGAAAAAUUAAAAUUUUUAUUAUAACUGUUUAUGCUUUGAAGACAUUUCUUUUGUACAUUUCAGGAUAUCAAAAUAUAUCUCCUAUCCCAAAAAUCAUGUGUCUUUUGUAUUGUGCAUCAUGAUACAGUUACAUGUCUUUUUACAUGUCAGACCUUAACCGUUGCCGAGAUACAAGCUUAUGUAAAAAUGGUGGUACUUGUAUCAACACUGACCCUGAUAAGUUCCGGUGUGAUUGCCAACCUGGCUUUACUGGUGACCAGUGCCAAACUGGUGAGUACUGCAACUAAAGUUAAGGUGGAAGAAACAUAAAUUAAACGAUCAAUGAGCCAGUCAGUCAACCAAUCAAUGAGGCUAUCAGGUUGGGGACACCUGUGACUUGAACACAUCUUGUGCCAUGGUCCUUCAUGAGAUUCCAUUGGUCUUCAAGGAUCAUACAAUGGUUGUAAUGUGUUCAGUAUAAUAGCUUUUUGUGGGACAACUAACCUUGAUACAACCAAGCUUAGGAAACCAAAGUGAGAAGUUACAAAAUAGCCCUAAAUUAGUACUCCAGAGAUGUCUGCAGAAGUGUGCGCCCAUUUGGUGGAGGUUGAUUGAAAUGGUUGGCAUACCUUGAUACAUAGCUCCUUUGAGGGAUGCAUUUUCCAUGAAACUUUAGGACGCUAGGGUUGUUGAUUAAGUGUGUGCUUGAGUACCAUACAUUUAAACUGAUUUAACAGUAGCACCAAAGAAUCUGAAUUUUUAGAAUGUAUGGUAGAUUUGAUUUCCAGACAAUUUUUUACUUGUUCAUCCAAAAUUGAUCACAGGCAAAAUGUAUUUCUUUCUUUGAUUUUAUAUUUUCCUUUUACGUUCAUGACCAAAAGAUUCUUUUUGUCUCUAUGGUUUUUUUUUUUUUUUUUCAGAAAUUGAUCUUUGUGCCAGUCAUCCAUGUGAAAACAAUGGAACAUGUAAAAACUUCCGUACAUAUUACACAUGCUCCUGUCCUCCUGGAUUUCAAGGUGUCAACUGUGAGACAGGUAAAGAAAUUAAAUGAGCUGACAACAAAUAUUGAGACAAAUCUUUUGUAACCAGUGUGAUUGUAUAUGAUCUUGAAGUUAAAUUUUAUAAAUGUUGUGAACAGAAAAUGUGCAAUGCUUAUUGUUACAAGGUUGAUUUUGAUUCAGAGAGCUCUGAGGUUCUUUGGAUUGAGAAAUAUUGAUCCUAGAUGAAAUUUGCUUGAUAAUAGAAAAAGGAAGUGAUUGUGAACUUAUAUGCAAUGGAAAAGGCUGUCAAAUAUAGUUUUCAGUAACUAUGUUAGUUAACCCUUUCACUCUCAUGAUUGACCAAGAUAGAAUUUCUCCUUUCAAUAUCAAUACAAUAUAAACCAGAUAAGUGAUGAGAAUUAAAAAAAAUAUCAAUUUGAGGAUAAUUAGUUGAUCCAAUACAAAAUUCUCUGAACUAGCAUUAUAAGAAUUGUAUGGUUGACAGUAAGGAGAGUUACAAAUUUGAUCUGGGAGUUGAAGGGUUAAACACUCCUGGUUGGCCUUUUUUUUUUGCAGAUAUUGAUGAAUGUAAGCAAGACAAGUGCAGAAAUGGAGCUACAUGCAAAGUAAUUUUAAUUAUUUAUUACUGAUACAAUAAUUAAUACAUCGCAAUUGUAUUGUGAAAUAAUUCUUAUUUUGACACUGUAAGGUUAACACUUUAUACCCAACAUCAGUAUGCUAAAUCUCCAUACUGUUCUCUAUACGUUUUCUGAGGUGCUGACAGGGAGAAUUUGUUUAAGAAUCAAGAGCCUUUUUAGUUAGUGAUCAUUUCCUCUGUUCUCAUGACCUUCAUGUUUGAUCCACGGGUGAUAUUGUAAGGAGAAAUUAGGGGGUCAAAGGAUCAAAGUAGCUAAUUUGUAACGAGCUUUCCCCUAUUGUCAAAUAAGUGUGAUUUUCAAAUCCUUAUUACCCGAGUUUUUGGGAAAAAUUGGACAUCCUCAGAACAUCACUUCAUAUGAUUUGGUAGAAUUGUAUCUUAUUGUUGAAAAGCACAGGUGAAACUGCUAUAAUUUUUUUUUCCUGAAAUUCAUUUUAAUUCCAACAUCAAUUUUAAAUCCUUAUUUCUCCAUUCCAUAUCCUCUCCAUCUUAAGAAGUGUACUUUAUUUAUAUUACUCUGAUCACCAAUUUCUCUCGCCAAAGGAUAUGGUUAAUUCUUAUGAGUGUUCCUGUGCACCUGGUUAUACUGGUGACGACUGUGAACAUAACAUUGAUGACUGCCAAGGAUCUCCAUGUCAAAACAAUGGAACUUGCAUUGAUCAGAUCAAUGCUUACAGAUGUGUCUGUCGUCAAGGUUUUAAUGGUAGCAAUUGUGAGACAAACAUUGAUGACUGUACACCCGCUGCCUGUAGCAAUGGAGGUAGGGUGUGGUGAACUACCUUUUAUUUGACCAAUAAGUAAUUUCUCCUUACAGUAUGAGUAAAUUUUCAAAGAGACAGGUUAUGAGAAUUAAGAAGUUGAGAAGUAUAAACAUCCUAAGAGUUAAAACUGAUCUCUUGUGAUCCAAGAUAGGAAAAUUUUAUGGACAGUGAUAAUUCUGUGGUCCUAGAAGCUGAAAGAGUAAGGUUUCAAAUUGUUACUUUCACUCUUUUAGUAUAGUAAAAAUAUCAUAAGGGAGCUCUUAACUAAAUAUCAUAAGGGAGCUCUUAACUAUUCGUGUCUGUACUGUUAACUACAGCUCCUGUGCCACUGGACACUGAGACCCUUGAUCUGUGACUUGCAACCUUAAACUCCUACUAGUGACUUGAGACUUGUAAACCUCCAUUUGUGACCCAUGACCUGUGCUCUCAUCCCACAUCGUUUUGAUGGUGUCGCAAAAUAGGUUUUAAUGUUACUCACUUAUGGUAUUUGUUCUACAUCUUUGAAUUAAAAUAUAGUUUUGUUAUGACCUGUGACCCAUCAUCCAAAACCCACAACCCCCAACUGCAACCCAGGACCUGUGACCAGUGCCUAUCUCCCUUCUCCCCCCCCCUUCUUACCUGUAACCCAUGACCUGCUUGCGACCCAUGGCCCAACUUAUGUCGGACUAACGGCCACCUAAACAUAAAGAUGCAAAGUAUGCAAAAUAACAAGACUCUCUGGAGGUGAAAUAUCUUGCUAAUCUUGUAUUUGACUUUUCAUCUAUGGUAUUAUCUUUUCUUUGAAAGGAACUUGUCAUGAUGAGGUAAAUAACUUCCGCUGUAGUUGUUCAGAAGGAUACCUUGGAAGGACCUGUAGUAAUGCCACAGAUGAGUGUUCUACUAUGCCAUGCCAAAAUGGAGCAACUUGUACUGAUUUGCAUCGUGACUACAAUGUAAGAGCUGUUUUGUUCCUUUUUGAGGUGGCAAGUGAAAUGGAUGGAAUGAUGCAUGGUUUUAUGUUACCCUGAUGUUUCAUUUUGAGUUUAAUUCAAGAGAAAAAUUACCUUGUUGACUUUCUAAACAUUUUCCAAAAGUUCCUACAAGAAUUGACUUGGAAGUGUUGACUUAAUUAGCAAAAUCAAAAAUGGUGAAUAUGAAUGUGAUCUUUGCAGUGACUAAAAUGUUACUGAAACAUUUCAAUUGUUUUCAUUGUGAGACUUUCAUCAAUCAGUUGGAAGCAAAUUUUGAACAAUUUUUUGGGUGAUCAAGGAAUGUUAUAGAAUUUAGCCCAGUCAUGUAUUAGCUUUUGGUGCUCCUGUUGGGUCUUUUGCUUGUUAGCAUCAUUCUACAAUGUGGAAUCAUUUGCUCACUAGAGUAGAUUCUUCAUUUUUAAACUCCUCCUUCAAAACAUGUGUCUUAUGCUGGAAGGACUUGACAGUUCCAGUUCAAGUGCCCCCUUUGCUGCCUAGGCAGGGUUCAAGUUGCCCACCCCUGGGCACAGACAAUGGUCAAAUGCCUGCGGCUUAACUGGGGGGAUGUUGAAGCUUCAAAUUAAUUGGCAGAUUAGUUAGAUGAUUUUCUUGUUUGUAGUCUGCAUUUGCAAACACUCUUUUGAUAAUGUUUUGGAUACUGUCUGGAGUGGAUUCAUAGUUCUAAAUGACUCCUUUGCUUAGUACAAAAUGUUUGUCAUUUCAAAUCUUGCAGUGCUCAUGUCCUGCUGGUUUUAUGGGCAAAGAUUGUGAAACCAACAUCAAUGACUGCAUUUCACCAUCGCUGUGUGACCAUGGAGUCUGUCAAGAUGGCAUCAACAACUUCACCUGUGACUGUCAUGAAGGAUAUACAGGACGGCAUUGUAAGAUCAACAUAGAUGAUUGUCAGGGUAGGUGUUCUUUUCCCUUCUUUUCUUAAACCCUUUAACUCACAGAAGUGAUUAGCAUGUAACUUCUCCCUACAACAUUCAUACUUUAUUCAGCAGACAGGUGAUGAGAAACCUUAAACUUAUCAGGUAGCAGUUUUAAUCUUGAUCAAACACCAAAUUCUUGUAACUAACUUACAAAGAAACAUGUCACAGGCAGAGGGGAGAAUUUACAAAACAAUCUUUGGAGUUAAAGGGUUAAAAGGAGGUGGUGUGGCUGAGCAUGCUGGACUUGUAAUCUGGUCUGUUGCCCUUAAUUCAACUCCUAGGCUGCACUAUGCAAAUAGCCAAUUGAUCUGCCUCCUGCGAGUCGGAGUUUUCAAGCACUUUAUCUUUAUUUAAAAUGUUUCUUUCUUUCUUUUUUUUCAUGCUGUAAAGUGCUUAGAUUCUCACAAUAAGAGCCAGUAUUAAUAUAAAUUAUAAAAUAGUGUAUUUAUUAUUAAUAUUUAACAACUUACAGUUAUUUUACCACAGAUUGUAAUAUUGUCAAUAUCAGGGGCCCCUUUCUUGAAAAUCUGGUUUGUUACUGAGGUUCCAAAAUGCUGUUUCUUUUUUUUUGUUUGCUGUGUUAACAUUUCUAGAAGAUUAUUAGAAAUAUUCAUAAUCUGACUGUUAAUAUGACUAGUCCAUUGAUUUCACAUUGAGAGGCUUUUUUAUGUGGUUAGGAAUACAUUUUCUUUUCUAUCAAUUUUGGUGUGCCUUUUCCAGGUAAUAUGUGUGUGAAUGGGGCCACAUGCGAGGAUGGAAUAGCGCAGUACUCAUGCAAGUGUGCCCAGGGCUUUGAGGGAGUUUAUUGCCAAAACAACACUGAUGAUUGUGUAUCAGCUGUUUGUCUGAAUAAUGCAACCUGUGUGGAUCAGAUUGCAAAUUACACCUGCAACUGUAGUCUGGGCUUUACAGGUGAGAAGAGAAGAUGCCAUGGAGUAGACAUGAAGUCAAGUUUAUUUAACUCUUUAAACCCUAAGAGUGACAGGUGUCUGUGUCUUUGUUAUAUGAAUCAAAACAGUAGAUUCCAUGUUGCUGUGCAUCUUUUUGGUACUAGAUUGCCGAAGAAGUCAAAGGUGAUGAGACGAUCACAAACUCACUUGGCUGUGUCUCAUGUGCCACUUUUUGUUUUCACCUUAUUUUGACGUCAUUUGUAAUCUUUUACUGAACAGAUACAUACCAACAUAGAAUCUUGGAAUCUUUUUUUCUAAGUGGAUAGUUAAUUGACAGUGCUGCCAUGCAAAAAGACAAAUUAAAAAAUCAGGGUUGAUGGAGCAUAGUUAUACUAUUACCAUUUGUCAUUGAUGGUUAAAAGAAAAUUGUUUAACUAGGAGGAAUGUGUUUUGACAGAACUUGACAAUGGUUUUAGGUUGAUGAAUCCAAAGUGUUUUUGUCUUUUUGAGAAAAGCCUGCCGAGAUAAAAGGAGAUGUUAGGUAUCUCAAUUAAAUCUCAAAUAUUUUCAGCAAUAAUUUGGAUGCCUCAUUUGAAUUAUUUCCAAGAAUGUUCUUAUCAUGCAAUAUCAUUUGUCACUUGUAGGUCGUCAUUGUGAGUCCCCAAUAGACUACUGUGCAGAGAGGGGUUGUAACAAUAGUGGGACCUGUAUCAAUGAGCGUGCUGAUCGACGCUGUCUCUGUCCCCCUGGGUACAAUGGUUCUAGUUGUGAAAUUGACCCUUGUAUGAUGAGACCCUGUAACAAUGGCACUUGUACUUUGAGAAGUGAUGGUGGCUACAAAUGCAACUGUCAUGAAAUCUUCACAGGGCCACACUGUGAAAUUGGUAAAUACAGACAUUGCUUUUAUUAUUUACUUGAAAUUUGCAGUGGUCAGUGGUUAUUUAUUAAAUGCCAGAUUGAAAGGUGUCAGAGCACAUCUUGAGUUCUUGGUGUAAAGUGUAGAAUUUUCAGAAAGCUAGAUGUCUCCCUUCUUGUGUCCACUGAAUCUAUCAAUUAUGAUUAAGUGGGAUUAUCAUAGGAUCUCUAUAUAGAAGUAUAAUAUUAUUAUUCCAAAGUUAAUUAUGUGUAGAGAAAUUUUAGAAAUUGCAAAAGGUUUGGACGGAAAAAAGUAGAAUGAAUCUGACUUUAACCAAGUACAUGACUGUGCUCUAAUCACCCAUUUCAGAUUCUGUGUGGGAGGUUAAACUGAUAUAAUUACUAAUUCUUAUCUUUCUCUAGACAUUGACUACUGUGAUCCUAGAAAUGACAUAUUUUCCCAAGAGGGUCAGGGAUCAUGGACAGAGUUUGGUUACUGUGGACAGUAUGGAACAUGUGUUGAUGGCGUCACGUCAUAUUCAUGUCAAUGUGACAGGGGCUGGACUGGAAAAAAGUGUGAUGUUGGUAUGAAACUGUCAUUGAAUUAAGCAAUCAAAGAUGCAAGCUUGUGAAAAUUUUGAAAUCAUGCCCCCAACUUCCUCCUUAAAGUAAUAAUUUAAUUGACAUCUUCCUUCUCAUCUAUCCAAAUUCAACUGAAGAUCAUUCAGGUGGACACUGAUAAUGGAAAAGUGAACAAUUUCACAAAAAUACUUCCAUUGUUGAAAAGAAAACCAGUUGUUUUCUCUUUAGUAAUCAACAUUACAGUGACUUGAUUUUCCCUCUGUUAUAGAAUAUUUUCCAAAUAUACUUCUGUUAAAGGGAUAUGUGAAACUGUAAAAGAGACCAGGCUAUCGUUUAUGUAUCAUAUGAGGGAGACUAUUCAACAAUCUGGGAAACUUGGCAUUUACAGUCUUCAAGACCUCACAGUUAACAGUGUAUUCAUGCUUACUAAAAAAUCUAGGCCAUGUAGCGGUAAUGAUUCCCAUCUUUCACUUCCUUUAGAGAGAGCUGUACUAAAUUAAUUGUUGAUUUGAACUUAUUGAUUUUAUUUCUUUUUUUGUUGAUUUGUUUUUAUUUUGUAGAUAUAAAUGAGUGUGCCCCAAAUCCAUGUCAGAAUGGGGGGCAAUGCGUGGAGCAAUUUAAUGCAACUUAUGUAUGUGGGUGUGCUGCAGGCUAUGCUGGAGUGAAUUGUACAGAAAGUAUGUUGCUUUUGUUUUAAUUUGAAAAAUUUAUGUCUUUAGCAGCUGAUAUACAUCUAUCAGAGAAUUAUAUGUACCAAAAGUUGAUAUAUUGUCCAAGAAAUUAACAGAUGGCUAAGAAGCAAUGCUUGGAAGGUAACAGAGAAAUUUUGAGGACAUUUUUCCAUGUCUUACAACCCUUUGUUGACUUUGUAGUGUCUUGCAUUGCUUCACAAGAGUAACACGGAAUAACAUUUUACAUUGGGCAGUAUUUCAUGUUGCACUGUUUGCUUUAAAAUAUUCUUGAGGGAAUAUUAGCUACCUCCUAUUCAUGAAUUUUGGUUGAAGGCUGGUAACUGAGGUUAACUGUCACUUCAAAGGCCUUCUGGCUGCACCUUGUGAAGAUGAUAAUUUUAUAGGAAUUUUAUGGCAAAUCUACCUUUUUUUACCAUCAGCCUCUUCCUUAACCCUCUAACUCCCAUUAGUGACCAAGACAGAAUUUCUCCUUACAAUAUCAAUACAAUAUCAACCACAUAAGUUAUGAGAAUGAAGAAAAAUAUCAAUUUGGGGAUAAUUAGUUGAUGCCAUACUAAAUUCUCUGAACUAACACCAUAAAAAUUGUAUGGUUGAUAGUAAGGAGAAGUACAAAUUUGAUCUGGAAGUUAAAGGGUUAAAAUUUAAUACCCCUCAGAGAUGCCUAAAAUGGUACUAACGUGUCAAAUGUCAAUUGUCUAGAUGUUAGUUGGUUUUUCUAUAGAUACUUUGAAAAAUUAAGGGUUACUUCAAUUUUUACCUUGUUAGAUAUUGAUGACUGUAGAAAUAAUUCGUGCAAGCAUGGCUCCACUUGUGUGGACGGACUUCAUGGGUAUGAUUGCAUCUGCCCACCUGGACUGAAAGGAAUUCACUGCCAGUCAAGUAAGUAUUGAAUUAAGAUUGUCCAGUUGUUCCUCAAGGAUCUAAGUUGAAUCAACCUUUCAACACAACACAGUUAACUAAUGGGUUGAAAAUGAGACAGUUCAUGAAAAUUUUGACGUGGAAGAUGCAUAUAGUGUCCCAGUGGUCAGUGUGCUGGACUGUGGGUCAAGAUGUGUGGGUUUGAGAACUGGGCAGGUCGUUGUGUUGUGUUUAUGGGCAAAACACAUAAUCUUUUCUAAUUUCUCCUUACACUAAUGCAGCUGAAUCUUUCAUUAAGAUCAUGAGAAUAAAGGAAAUGAUCUCCAACUAAAGAAGCUUUGAUUGCAAAACAAAUUCUCCUUGUCAGUACUAAAUGAAAUGUAUAGCGAAGAGAAUGGAGACUAUGGAUACUGAGGUUAAGGUUUAAAGGGUUAACUAUCACCGUGCAUCUCUCUCCUCCCAGAAGUGUGAGUGGGUACCAAUGAAUUGUGGGGGAAGCCUGAUGAAUUGUUGGAGGAUAACCUUGAGUAGUGAUAGUUCUAGUGGCUUCAAGCUUCAUCUGGCUGGACUGGGCCACUUGACUUGAGUACAGACUUUACCUCCAUGAAAUUAUAAAUGAUAGAAAUUCCCUCCAACCAAUAGUGGAAACCAAGGUCAUCAUACAUGUGAGACAUUCAAAACAACCUCCUUAAGUAUGACAGAAGAGGCUUUUGAUAUAUUUUCUAAGUGCAUAAUGCAACUAACUCGCUUUUACCCCAAAACCAGAUGCAAAUGAAAUUACAAGAUUUUUUUUUUCUUAAACAGUGAAGACAGUGAGACAAACAUUUUUGCAAACAUUAUCCUUGGGAAACAACACAAAAAAACUUCCCAAAUAUGAUUCUUUAAUUGAAAGAAAGCAACGUGCUGAAAAUGAGAUAGGUUGUGCUAAAUUAGCACUUUCAACAAUAAGGUUAAACCCAAAGGUCAAUGUACUGUGCACCCUUAAAUUUUAGGAUAUCAUUCUUUGUUUCUGGAGAUGGCUUUUUUUUGUAAUCUUGUGUUGUCUGUUUUAGACUCAUCUUGGUGUCAAGAUCCCAGUCCAUGUCUUAAUGGUAACUGUACAGAUGUAGGAGAUAAUUUUACCUGCAGCUGUGAAGAUGGUUUUGAAGGAGAUAGGUGUGAAAUUGGUGAGCAUCACAAGAUGAAACAAAAAUUUAAUUUACUUUCAUGGUUUAAUUUGUUUCUGUCUACAAUUGGAAAUUUGUUAGAGAGUAGAAAAACAUGCAGAUGUGAUGUAUUUUAAACUCUUAUUAGUGAUAUCUUCACCUUUUUGUUGAUGAAAUAUUUUGAUCUGUUUUUUUUUUUUCACCAUUAGAUAUCAAUGAGUGUGUAAACUCAUCUCAACUUUGUGUUCAAAAUUCUGUUUGUCUGGACCUGCCAGGUGGCUUUAAGUGUCAAUGUAACGAUGAUUACACUGGGGAACGCUGUAGCACAAGUAUGAACUGCUAACUUUUAAACCUCUUUUACAAAUCUGUGAAUGAAGGCUAGCUUUUCUCAGCAAAGAGUUCUAAAAUGCAAAGUCAGUUCAGUGGACCCAAAAGCCCAGUCCUACAUAAUUAUUUUUUUAGUUAUAUGACUUGCACCCACUUUAAUCUAAAGGCAGUGAUUGCAUUGAUUUUUGUGUCAGUGUCAUUCAACCCAAUUUCUUUCUUUAUCUAGGAAUCAAUGAUUGUGAGCCAGACUCAUGGUAAGUAAAGUGUAGCAACAUUUGGAUGAGUGGAGCCCAAUUCUGUCUGGUUUAAUACAAGUGAUUAACAAAAUCAGAUGGCUGCAAAGGGAGAGUCCAAUUUGUUAAUUACAAGUAUGAUUACAUUCAGAAUUGGAUAAGAUGAAGCCCUGUUACCAAUCAAUGAAACCAUGGAAACAUUUGAGAAACAAACUAGUCACUAGUUAUACAUUUUGGUUAAAAAAUAACUGUUAAAUUGACAAAAUGCACAGUUGACAACAGUGCACACAUGUGAUGCACACUGUCCAGUUAUAGGGGCAUGAUCCAUACACUGUCCAAUUACAAUUAGAACACUUGCACUGUCUUAUUGGUGCUCAAAACAGGCUGGUGAUAACCAAUCACAUUUGAGAAUUUUGUUACAGUUACCAAAUAGUGUUACCAGUUAGUGGUCUCUGUCUUAAAGUUGUUUCUGCAUUCAUGAUCAAGUCACAGAGCUGUUAAAACUUUAUAUCCUUGUGUAUUUAAUAUAAAGGGACCAGAGGUCUUGCCAAUUUUUCUGGAUGGGGUGUCCGUCUAGGGAUUCCUGAACUUCCUGCCAGAAUAGACAGUCAAACAAACACAAGUGACUAUUUUCUGUUUUGCAGUAUGCAUGGUGGUACAUGUGUAGAUGGUGUGCGAUCUUUCACCUGUAAGUGCAUCAAGGGCUUUUAUGGGGACAGAUGUGAACAGGGCCAAGGUCAGUUGAUUUUAGUUUCAUUACUGCUGAUAAUGUUCAUCAGGCCAAAAUUGAACAACAAUUUGUCACAAAGUAUGCUCAAUUAAUUUUAAAGGAUUUUCACUAGACCUUGAUGAUGACCUCUGCUGAGAUUAUUUUACAAUAACAGACAGUCACCAGGUUUGGUUUUUUCUUUUUUUGGGAUUAAGACCCUCACCAUGAUGAUCACAAUACAUAAUGAACUGUUACUGUCCACUUCAUGCCUUCUAUUUCAACAGAGCUAGUAAUUUUGUGCCAUUAAACUCAAUUGCGUGCAUGUGCUUCAUAAUUAUUUCCAUUAAGCAUGUAGAUGAUGUAAAUAGAUGUCUUGAAGCUGCAGAGUGAAUUUCUCAAGGGACAUUGUUUCAACUUCUGGGUUAAAAAUGCUAUGAAACAAUUAUUUUGCUCAUGGGUCAGCUGUGUGGUCAUUGAGAUGUUUAACUCUUGGGAUGAUGAAGAGCACUCUAGAAGCAUCAGAGCGAACAGCAAAGGGCUAAUGCUCAAAAUGUCAGCUUUGAAACUUUUUACAGUGGUCAGUUUGCAUUAUCAACACAGUUGAUAAUACUUAGUUAACCUGUUAUGACUAUGGUUAAGUGAAAAGGUACAUGACCACACAUAAAUCAUGAGAAAUUUAAUGAUUUUUGUUCAGAUAUCAAUGAGUGUGAGGCAGCAGACUCUCCUUGUCCAGCAGGACAUAAUUGCAUCAACAAUUUGGGAAGCUAUGCUUGUUAUUGUCCAAGGGGAUUUGAAGGCUCGGCCUGUGAAAUUAGUAAGUUAUUUCAUUUCAAUUAGAGGCCUGUUAAAUUUUUCCACCAGAUUUAUUCCAAAAAGAGCAUUGAGGGAAAGAAAAUGAGAGAAAUCAUACCCCUGAUAUAGAGCCACACUGCACAGAAAACAACACAAUACUUUCCCAUGAUGACUUUCUUCAGUUUUUGACAAAUUUUUUUUGACAAUUUUUUUUUACUUCGAGGAUGUUGUUGAAGAUUGUUGGUAUGUUGUUAAAAAGAGCUUUUGAGACUCUUAAGGGAGAAAAAAUGAAUGUUCCCCCUCAGACCAAAUAUAAGUUAUCAUAUACAGCACUUUAUUCCCAUUAAAGUAUCCAUAACCAAUCAAUACUUGUUGACAAAUUAUAACCAGUUGAAUCCAUUGUUUGGCAACAACAUCAGUAUCCAUAUCCUCCAUACUCCUCUCUAUAAAUUUCCUUUGGUAAUGAUAAGGAGAAUAUAUGUAACAAUCAAAGCUUCUUAUGUUGGGGAUCAUUUCUCUAUUCUCAUAACGGCAAGGAGAAAUUAGAUAUUAAGUGUCAUUCAUAGGGUUUAAAGGGCGAUAUGAAGAUAAAUAUUUGAAUACAUCUCAAGACAAGUAAUGAUAGCAGAUCUUGUGUUUUGAAUUCAUGUCUUAAACCCAUUUAACCCUAAAAGUAACUAGCAUCUAAUCUCUCACAGUAAUGCUGCUGGUUCAUUCAUUCAGAGCAUGAGAAUUAAAGGAAAUGAUCACCAACUUAGAAGCUUUGAUUGAUAGACAAAUUCUCCUUGUCAGUGUCAAAAGAAAUGUAUUGAGGAGAUAAUGAAGAAUAUGGAUACUGAUCUUGGGGUGGAAAGGGUUAAUAGACAUCAUUGAUCAUUGGAAGUUUGAGAACAUGUGUGCAUGAUGGAACAUUUUGAAAGUGUAGUUUAGUUCUUGUCCAGAAUGUUUUUAUUAUGUAGGAUUGGUAAUGAGAGGUAAAUUUGUAUAUUUAAAAGUUUUAUUUUCAAUCAAUCCUUCCAGACAGAAUUGUCUGAUGUUCUUUUUUUAAUUUAAUUUCAGAUACUGAUGAUUGUAAACCUUCAGUUUGUCAGCAUGGAGGAAAGUGUACUGACAAAGUGAAUGACUAUGUGUGUGAUUGUUGUCCAGGAUGGAGUGGCAAGAACUGCUCACAGUGUAAGCUUCAUUUUGUUUUUUAUCUUUUUUUUUUAGCAUCUUAGAUCACACUUCUACAACUUUCCAAUUUAAGAUCAAAGAAGCUAUUCACAUUCAGUGGGAGCAACCCACACUUAAUCUACAACUUCAUCAUGUUAAUUUAAAACUUUCCUUGUAAUUGCAUACAUUUUUUAAUUUCUAUUCUUUGUUUUGUCUAAUGAGCAUUUUGUUAUACACGUUAAAUUCAACUUUGUACUUUGUAUAAGUCAGAACUGAAGAUGACAGAAGAACUGCUGAAACAUGUAUUUUAAAAAUGUCAUAUAUUUUCUUAAGUUCUUUUUUCUUUUUUGAGAAUCUUUUCCUCUCAUCACUAUAACAGGAAUAUCUAGUGUAGAAUUAAGGCAAAAAAUGAUUAAAACUAACAGAGGUGUAACGCUUGUAAGAUCAAGUGCAUGUUGUCAAUUGUUUUUAGUAAUUUUUGUUUCAUUCUCCUGCCUUUGAUUAUGCAAUUUGCAAAACAAAGUCAUCAAAGUUUACUUUCUCCAUCAUUAUCAGAUCUUUUAAUAUGCAAGCAUUUGCAAGAAUUGCAAAGGUGGAUGCAGGAGGAUUUGUUCUCAAGACCCCUUUGUUGCUCCCUUUGUCAUUCAAUUUCAGCUUUUACACUUUGUUUUGACAAAGUUCUCAAUGACAAGACAGGAGAGAUACUCUACGAAGCAAACAAAAAUAAUCAAAAGACAUGGCUGGUUAUAGUUGAACUUGUUACUGAGUAAAAUUUGUUCUUUAUGGUUUUGAUUGCAAUGCUGUAAUCUCAAGUUUGUGAUAAAAAAAGUAUGUUUUUUGUAGUUAAUAGUGAAGACGAUGUCUGUGGUUGUGACCAGGGAUUAUGUGAAUGCAACAAGGAAACUCAGACCAGUCUUUGUGUCUGUUUUGAGGGAUUUGAAGGUAAUUUUAUUAUUCUAUUAUUUUCUGGCACUGAGCCACUUCAUUAGUUCUUUGUUCAGUGCCACAAUUUUUAGAGUCUAAGCCUAAGAGCAGUUCUAAAGGGUAUUUACUGUAGAGUUUGUUUGGUCAUUAUUUGUGUAAUGGACUGAGUAUUGGGUAAGGUGCUGACAACCCUUUUACUCCCAAGAUCAAAUAUGAAUUCACCACACGGUUUGUUAUACACUUUUUAUGAAUUUUAGCUCUGAGAAUUUGUUAUAAAAUCAAACAGUAUUCCCUAUUUGAUAUUUUCCUCUCUUCUCAUCACUUUAUAUAUGCCAAAAAUAUUAUUUUUGUUGCUAUUGUAAGGAGAAAUUGUUGUUUGAUUACUCUUGGGAGUGGAAGGACUAAAUUUCCAGAAAAUUUUUGAUAUCAACUAACUCAAGGAAAAUCCCUGGGGUUUGCAAAAGGGAGAGGAAAUUUGUUGGGGGUUGGGGUGCCAGGGAAAGCCAAAAUUCAAGAAUGUAUAGAGCUGGUAGUUACAGCAUUUUGGCCAUAUUGGAUGUUCAAAGCUAGGAAAUAAUUUGGGUCUGGAACAAUGGCAGCUCAGGUAAGGGGAACCAUGAAGCUUCCAUCAGCCAUAUUUCAAUAUUUCUCUUAGUUACAUUAAAUACCUCUUACUAACUGAGCUUGAGGUCUGUACUGUAAGUUACAAACUGAGUUUUUACCAUUUCGGAUUUACGGCCCAAGCAUGAAGUGUGCAAACCACAAAUCCAAGCAGAAAAGACAAAGGUUGCAUGAUGUACAGUACAAACCAAGAAAACAAGAUAAGAUAUUAAUUAUAUCUCUGGGUUCAAAUAGAAGGGGGAUUUUUCAAUUCAAACAGACUUUUGAAUACGUGUGAAAUAUGUAGUGAAAUACAGCCUGCUAAACUGACCAAUUGUGGGGAAGGUAUUUACUAAGAGAUACUAAUAAUAACUGAACUUAUUGCACCAUCAUAUCUAAAUUUAAAACUAUCAUAGAAAAUUUAAUUUUAAACCUGUUUUCUUUACCUUUGGUGGUUUUUUUGUUUCUGCAAGGUGACAAAUGUGGGACAAACACCACAGAGAAAGAAAUACAGAGAUUAGCAGCUGAAGCAAAGAGAAGGGAAGAGGAAAGAUUAAGUAAGCAAAGAGGUGAGACAUGUAAAAUUAACUCAGUGGCUGUUAGGUGAGCCAAUGCAAAUAGAUGGUUUGGGAUAAUGAAUAAGAUUUUGCCAAUAUUAUUGCCACUAAUUGAAAUCAACAUCAAUAUUAUUGCAUUGUGAAGGUUGUCGUCAUUAUGAUGAGAAAACUUGAUCUAAAUCUGCCUGUACUGAAGUGCACAUUAUGCUUAAAUGUUGAAUAGUUGUAAUACCAUUUCCACCCUUAUUUCAUAAUUUUAAGAGGCAUGUGAAAAUAAUGUUAAAGCAUAUGGAAAAAGUCAUCCUAUUCUCACAGUAUUUUCACAUUGUUUUUUCAUUUUGAAGUCUAUUAUAUAUAUAAAACUUUGUCUCAAUCACUUAUGUGCUUUAGAAGCUUGGUAGAAAUUUUGACUGACCAGACCCUGAAUUUAAACUGUGGCCUCCUUCAGAGAACCUGAAAAAUGAGACAUAUUUAGUAUUAUCAUAUGACCUGUGUGGCCCCACAUAGACAAGCCCAUAGAAUACCAUUACGAAAGCUGAGGUGUGUAGGGCUGGAUGGGAUGACUUGAGCCAGUCAGGAAAAAGCUCUCCAGCCCUCAGCACUCACACACCCUUGUCACAAAAGUGUCUUGGAAAAAAAAAGAAAAGAGUAAAAAGUUUAGUUUUUCAAUGAAUUGAGUGUUUUUGUUGUUCUGACUUUAAAAAAAACAAACAAAAUUUUCUUACAGUAGAAUCUUUUUGGUGGUUGUCCUGUGAGUGCUUGUCUAUUGCAUACUAUCUAGGUUGAAACCAAGUUCUCAAAAGUUUCAACAUGUGGUCAUAUGAUAAAAUACUUAUUAACUGACUUUAGUUGGUUGCUGCACUCAGACCAUGCAUCAUGACCUUGAGCCAAAUAUUUUCCCGUCUAGCCCUCCCACUCGGUCAAUAAGUAUGUAUAACUCACCACCUAAUUAUGGGGCGAGGUCUUUUUGAGUCUGAAUGUUGCAAAUGCCUCCAGUUACAAUAUUAUUUUAGAUCCCCAAAUAAGCCACACUGCUGUACAAUUUUUCAAUGAAAAGUGGUUCAUCUGAUUGCAUUCAAAUGUUCAAAUAUGUCAGUUAACCUUUCUCAACUAUGUUGAGUGGAAGUCUCUAACAUGGGUACUUCCUUCCUAAUUGCUUAUACACUAGUUAUGGCUUGAAAAAUGGUAAGUAAUUUUGAUUUUCAACAUUUCUCUAUACUUAGCUUCCAGGAACAGAAAUAUUGGUAUUGCAGUGGCAUUCUCUGUCUUGGGUGUCGUGGCAGGAGCUGCAGCAAUGUGGUUCUACAUGAAAAGAAAGUCUGGGAAGCCUAAGGCUGAAAGUAUGUUAAGUGUAAUAAAGUUAGCUUGGAGAGAUACACAGUUGAAUCACGUUUGAUUGCCCAUGAUUUAUUUGUGUUGGAUGUGAGCCUAAAACAUUAGUUCUAGUCAGCCUAUCAAGUCACAACAUAUUGGUAAACUUCUUGAAAAAUAUUGGAAGCAAUUUUUUGUUGUUGGUGUAGUUCUUGUUGGAUAUGCAGUGGCUGAAUGUUCAGUGCACUAGACUCUGGGUUGAGAGGUUAGGGUUCAAGACUUGGUUGGGUCAAUGUGUUGUGUUGUUGGGGAAGGUACUAAUAGGACAUUGUACAUGUCAUGCUUGUAAUUGGACAGUUAAAAAGACAGUUAACACGUCAUGCCUGUGUAAGUGGACAAAACGCAUUAUGUGCACACACUGUUGUCUUGCAUUUUGCAGAGUUCAUUGUGUUUUUUUUUUUUUUAUGAAAAUGUAUAACUGAUGUCAAUUUUUUUCUCUCAAAUGUUGUUAUAGUUUUGAUUAAUUGGUAACAGGACUUUGUGUCAUCCAAUUCUGUCUGUAGUCAUACUUGUGAUUAACAAAUCAGAUUCCCGCUUUGUAGUUGUCCAAUUUUGUUUAUCACUUGACUGUAUGAUUACAGACCGAAUUGGAUUCCACUCAGUCCUACUACCACUUUUUUUUGGGUUACUGGCAAAUUGUAAGGGAAGCCUGAUGAAAUACUUGGGGGGGGGGGAACCUUGCCAUGAACUAGCAUCCCAUCCAGGGGUUGGGGGGAGGGGGGGGUAAGAAUACUCCUGGUCAUCUUAUACUACAGAAACUGGGAUAAGCUUGGGAUGAGUGGACCAGUAGGCCUGAGCACCAACUAUACCUCUACCUAGUUGUUUUAGUAUGUAUUUUCUGUUGUUAUUUUACUUUCUUCAUCAGGAGCAUUGAUGAUGAAGGCAGUCUUAAUGAUAUUGAUUGAGAUGACAGUCACAGUUGAUGAAAAUGAUUUCUAAUGAUUUUGACAUCUGUUGAUGAUGGCUAAAAUGAUAAUGAUUAGGUUAACCCUUAACUCUCAGAAGUGAUUAACAUGAAACUUCUCUCUAUAAUAUCUUCACAUUAUCCAGCAAACAGGUGAUAAGAAUACUCAAACUUAUCAGGUAGAAGUUGUUAUCUUGAUCUAUCACCAAAUUCUUGUAACUAAUUUACAGUGAAAUAUGUAGCAGCUAGAGGGGAGAAUUAUCAUCAAGAUCUUGGGAGUUAAAGGGUUAAAACAUAACUAACCAAUAAUAUUUCUCAAUUUUUUGUAGGGUUUGGAUUUGAUAAUGUGGAGGAUGUGAACUAUGCUGGUGGAGAAAUGAUGUACACUAAUCCAGCCUACAGCACAGCUGGAGAUUAGGGCCCUGAUGCAUUCGAAAAAAUAAAACUCUGAGAAAUGAUAAGAUCUAAUUUUGAGCACUGGUGUGCCCCUCAAUUAUUUUUUUUUUUAUGCAUUUAACUCAUUGACGAAGAAGUAAGAAGACUGUUAUUUGCAUAGUCUUUUAUUUUUAUGAAAGCCUGACAAAAAGGUUAUAUUUUGCUUUUACCCAUUUGCUCUGGAUAAUUAACUUAAACAAGUUUUGUUAGCAGAAUUUUUAUGUCAGUGCAAACUUGUAUAAUGGAGCCCUCCUAAGUUUAAUUAAUGGGAACAUUUUUUAACUUGUCAUGCAGUGUUACUGAAAGUUUAAAACUGUUUUUCAUUCACUGUUAAUGUUAUCAACACCUUGCACAAGAGACAUGUUGUGCAACAAUUUUCAUUGUGUAACUUCCCCAUAUUCUGGGUGAUUUUAUUUGUUGAAGCCUAGAAAGUGCUGUUGAACCCUGCUCAUUCAAACUCCCAAGAG
Molecule: messenger RNA, 25225 nt
Organism: Pocillopora meandrina
Lineage: Eukaryota; Metazoa; Cnidaria; Anthozoa; Scleractinia; Pocilloporidae
Source: the annotation of a GenBank genome assembly